Messenger RNA from Dermacentor silvarum, 873 nucleotides. RefSeq names its product WAS/WASL-interacting protein family member 2-like. The record is from RefSeq and is a predicted model, not a curated record. NCBI's taxonomy places the organism in Eukaryota, Metazoa, Arthropoda, Arachnida, Ixodida, Ixodidae. The coding region runs from base 1 to 873 and encodes 290 amino acids. The transcript is spliced from 3 exons.
AUGGCAGCGGCAGGGCAGCAGCUCCGAGGGUUCACCACCACCGACGACGACAACGCUCGGGCCAGCCUCGCCGUUGCCACGGAAACCGGCGGACAGAGGAGGGCGAGAGCGGCGCUGCCGCUGUUGCCACGGCAACAAGAGCGGCGGCGGCACAGCGCACGUCGCUCGCCGCGGCACAACACGACGGCCUCCUCGCUUUCCCUACUCGGCUCCUCUCUCCCUCCCCGGAUCCCUCCACCACCUCCGGCGGCCCCGCGGUCGGGAGCUGCGGAGCGCCAGCCUCGAAUCGGCGGCUGUCUGCGGCACCGACGACGAGGAGAACGCGGCGGCGAGCCCCUUUCACCCAGUCUGCAGCCCUCGGUACAAGCUCUCGCCGUGCGAACCGCGUGGCGCAAUGCGCCCCGCGCUGGCCGCUUGACCAGCAGCGGUGGUGCGCGCGGCGGCGCCCAACACUGGCAGCUGCGGCGCGCAGCAGCGCCGGCGGACGCACGCACGACACUAAGGGAGUGGAGGGGGGGCAAGCUGAUAGCGCCCCCGGGUCCGCGCUCCGACACCCCUCCUCGCCUCUCCCACCCACCACCGGUGCCGCCCGCGCUCCCUUCCCCUCCCCCUAGGCACCCACACGGCGACUCGAGCUAUCAGCUGACCGGCCGCUGGCAUGGCAUGCAAGUAUGCGGCGCGCGCAUGCAGUAUCCACGUGUGCGCCGUAAGCCGACCAGCGACGACGGCAGCGUUUCGGACAAGCCCCGGUUUCCAGGAGCCGCUCCUACGAACCGGACCGACGAGGUGCAAAACGUCGACGACGUCCGGGAGCUGCAGAACGCGGAAACGUCGGAGCCGCGUGCCGAUCCAGUGAUAGAUUUACCGAGAUAA